This is a messenger RNA of Esox lucius (northern pike), 5400 nucleotides long. Its product is annotated as zinc fingers and homeoboxes protein 1. Lineage: Eukaryota; Metazoa; Chordata; Actinopteri; Esociformes; Esocidae. The record is from RefSeq and is a predicted model, not a curated record. Gene Ontology annotation, cellular component: nucleus. Gene Ontology annotation, molecular function: DNA binding; DNA-binding transcription factor activity, RNA polymerase II-specific. Gene Ontology annotation, biological process: regulation of transcription by RNA polymerase II. Bases 433 to 2982 code for a protein of 849 amino acids. The transcript has 6 exons.
UUGACGCCGCUUGAUUAUUAAAACUGCCAUUAAAGAAAAUAACCCAAAGUGUGAUAUGAAAUUUUACGCCCAAAUUGCUUUCUUGAAGUGACAGCGAUGGUAAUUUCUUACGUUUGAGUUCGCCUGUGAAGGGAUUUCCGUCUGAAAAGAACUGUUGCAACCUAAACAUUUUCCAUAUUUGCAUCUGCCUGAGUAAAACUACUGCAGUUUGUUUCAGCUCGGGCUCUACGGUACGGAGGGAGGCUAGCUAACGUUACGGAGGCGAGCCGAAUUGCGGUGGACUGGAGACAAUUUUAUUUUGCAGCAACAAAGUCCUGUCCACACAUGAACUAUUGGAGUAUUUAGCAUGUGAAUCAGCCCAUCUCUGAAGGAAGGCCAGUCCCGAAACAUCUCUUCACACAAAACUAUCUUGGAGGAUAGCCUACCGACACCAUGGCGAGCAGGAGGAAGUCAACGACACCGUGUAUGGUCCUACCUUCAGCUAACAUGGUGGAAGAGCAGGAAACUGACAUGGAGGUGUUGGCAGAAAAGAAUGGAGCAGAGAAUUCUGCAGAGGGGCCUGGGGAAGCAGCUUCGGUCUCCACAGAGGCAGAGACAGAAUGUGACGUUGGUCUGUCCGGUGGAGAAGACGGUGCUGGCCGCGCGGUGGUCAAACGCAGCAACCCGCCCACCCUGGAGCAGACGGUCAGCGAGCUCCUCUCGGAGGGCGGGUACACAGAGCAGGAGACGGGGGACGGCGAGGACCCCAAUGCGCCAGCAGGAAUCUCGCUCAGCAAAACUCCCAUCAUGAAAAUGAGGGGCAAGUCGGAAGCCAAGAGGAUAUCCACUUUUGUGAAAGCAGUGGAGGAGGCCGACGGGUUCGGCGAGAGCGAGGGGGAACAGGAGCUUAUAGAAGCCCCUCUUGGUCCACUCCUUCCCGGGGAGAUCCCACAUUACACAGAUCCCAUGAAACAUAGUGUGGUUGUUAACAUCCCCAGCGCUGUUUCGUCAGAGCCGAAGAAGUCUGUCCUCGGCUCCAGUCUGUCUGGACUCCAGCUGCCAGCUGGUCUGGCCCAGGUUCUCUCCGCACUGCAGGCCCAGCAGAGUGCCCAAGCCCAGCUCCUCAUCCCUGUCAGCAGUAUCCCUUCCUACAACCAGUCUAUGGACACCAACGUGGUACUGGUUAAUACCUACAAGAAGUUCCCGUACCCUUCGGUGGCAGAGAUCUUGGGACUGUCUGCACAGACCAAGUUCAGCGAGGAGCAGAUAAAGAUCUGGUUCUCGGCACAGCGUCUGAAGCAUGGAGUUAGCUGGACCCCUGAGGAGGUUGAGGAGGCCAGGAGGAAGCAGUUCAAUGGGACUGUGCAUACGGUACCUCAGACCAUCACUGUCAUCCCAGCGCACCAUCUUUCCGCGGCCAACGGUCUCCAGUCCAUCCUACAGACGUGCCAGAUAGUGGGCCAACCCGGCCUGGUCUUCACACAGGUCGGCACGCCUGUGACCACACCCAUCACCUUGACCGUGGCAGGGAUGCCGAGCCACAGCCAGAACCCCAAAAUGUCCUCCCACCAGAACACUCCCUCCGUUAGUGAGAUGAAGAGGGCCACGACCGUCCAGCCGCCCUCUCUGACCCCGCAGGAGAACUCCGCUCUCAACGCGGACCACUUCGGGAUGCGGCCCAAAAAAUCCAAGGAGCAGCUGGCUGAGCUGAAGGCCAGCUACCUGAAGAACCACUUUGCCAGCGACGCCGAGAUCGCCCGGCUAAUGAAGCUGACCGGACUCACCAAAGGGGAGAUAAAGAAGUGGUUCAGCGACACGCGCUACAACCAGCGCAACUCUAAGAACAGCCACGUCAUCGUGUUCCACGACAACCACAGUCCCAAGGGGCACAGUAGCAACGCCCCCAUUGUCAUCGACUCCAGUGACGAGACGCCUCAGUCGCCAUCGCCCACACUGCCCGUCAAAGAGAGAGAGACGCGCCCCAAAACCUGGAACCCGUUUCCCGACUUCACUCUGCAGAAGUUCAAGGAGAAGACUCCGGAGCAGCUGGUGGUCCUGGAGGAGAGCUACCGGAAGGGCAUCACCCCGUCUGACGACGAGCUGACUCGGCUGAGGACCGAAACCAAGCUGACCCGGCGGGAGAUCGACGCCUGGUUCACAGAGAAACGGAAGGCCGCCGAGGCCGACUCGCCGGAGCUGAAAGCGGAGCGGUCGGCGGGCGAGGCCGUCUCGUCCAGAAGAGGUUCUCAGACUCCACCAGGUGGCCGGCGACCGAGCAGGGCGGCGGACAGGGGUGUCGGAAAGAAGACGCCGGAACAGCUCCAUGUCCUGAAGAACGCCUUUGUGCGCACCCAGUGGCCGUCGGCGGAGGAGUACGACAAGCUGGCGGAGGAGAGCGGGCUGCCCCGGGCCUACGUGGUCAACUGGUUCGGAGACACCCGCUACUCCUUCAAGAAUGGCAACCUGAAGUGGUUCUUCCACUACCAGAGCGGCAACGUGGAGGGGCUGAACGGCAACAGGAACAGGAAGCGGAGGAUACGCAACCGAGGCUGGGGCGGGAGGUCCCGGAGCCGGAAGCUGAAGAGGUCUGCCAGCGCGGAGAAGUCGCCGCCGUCCGCCCUCAAGUUCAAAUCCGGGAAAGACAUUCUGAAGGAGUAUUACCUGAAGCACAAGUUCCUGAACGAGCAGGAUUUGGACGAACUUGUAGCCAAGUCCAGCAUGGGGUACGAGCAGGUGAGGGAGUGGUUUGCCGAAGUCCACCGGAGAGAAGACAUGGGCGCUGACCUGUUUGGAGAUGUGGCCGCGACCGAGAACCUGGAGGACGAAGACGACGAGGAGUUGUUACAGGCUGACCCUGAGCUGGCAGCUGAGGAGCAGGAUAAAACAGUGGUGGGGGAGGAGGAGGAGGAGGACGAGGAGGAGGAGGAGGAUGUCCAUACUGAUAGUGAUUCCUGGGAGCCCUCUCAGGGCGUCAGGAAGCCACGGUCUGGUGCCGAAGACUAGGUUUAGACAUCUGGGUUGUGUUUGUUUUUUUAAGCACCAAAACCGACUCAAACAGGGACUUGUCCAAUUAGAAAUGUCCAUAUUUUCUAUUUCUGUUGCAGAGCAUUUUGCUUCGGUGUGCCCAAAUGAACAUGACCUUGGAUUUAGUUAAACAGCACAAACUUAUUUUGAUUUCUCUUUUAUGUUGGAAAGGGUACCGUCUGAAUUCAAGACUCAGUGAGAAUGCCCUACAGAUACAAACGAUAUGUGCACCUUUUUAGACAAACUCCAGUGUCUUGAAUUAAAUGCAUUUCAAAGUAAUGGUAUUUGAUACGAUGGUAUUCGAAAACAUUUGACUCUGUUAAUCAACUAAAUGAUGUUUGUGCAAUUGGGUCUUUUUAUUUUUUAUUGGCCAGAUACUCUCAUGUUGUUGUUGUUAUUAUUAUUAUUAUUAUUAUUAUAAUAGAGAGAAAUAACGGUAAGUCCAUUUUUGGAAAGUAUUUUGAUUAUAAUUUGAACUCUAAUUCAAAUUCUAGGCUUUCAAUUUGAAUUGAUUAGAAGAAUUGCGGUGCCAAAGCUAAUAUUGAAUGUGAUGGUUCCUUGUGCUGAAAAUGUGUUAGUUAAUCAUAGUGUUUUGUACAUACUGGUGCUUCUCCAGAGGAUCUGACAGUUUAGUACUUAAGUCGUGCACUACUGCCACGUAUCUGUAUUAACAUGUCGUGGGAUUUGACUUGAUCAGGCACCUUAAAAUCUCACUGACCAUUUAAUGGCUUUGAGAACAAAUCUGUUUUAUAUUAGACCUUUUUGAAUGCUGUACGAUAAAGUAUUUUUGCCUUGAUUGCCCUUCUCUGAAAUGAUUGUAUUUUCACAAGGCUGCACCUUACUGACAUCCCUGUCGCCCGGAGUUAUUGAUAAGUCUAACUUGGAUAUUGAUACGGCGCAACAAGAAAAUCGAUGAACAAUGUGGCCUAGUACAGCCGGCACAAAUGUGGGUCCCUUUUCCAAUCAUGUGUAACUGUGCGCUUGAAAAUGUGUACGAGUUGUUUGUAUUAUGAUUAUGUAAAACCAAUGUUUUCCAAUUGAGCACUUGGCAAGUGGCUGUUUUCAAUCAAUGUAUGCCCCCCCCCCCCCAAAAAAAAAAUAUAUGCUGACAACGCUGCCCUCUAGUGUCAUUUAAAUGCCAAGAUGAUGUUUCUCACUGUUGUGGGCCGCCUGUGAGCCAUGUCCUGUACUCUUAACUGGGAUGUAGCCUGUCCCAACCUGAUGACCUAUCGUCACCCUGCUUUUCAAAGUUCUGCUCACCUUGUGUUCUGCAGUCUAGUUAUCUAACAUUGAAACCUAGAGGCUGUUGGACUCGGGAACCUUUUGAAGAGCCAAUCAAACUUGAGUGCCUGUAUGGCCCAUGCUUUUUAUUUAUUUUAUUUUUUUAUAGAACUUUUUAAUUGAUGUGAGGGAGAGAUCAUGUUGCAAUCCUUUGUGCUCAUUAACAAUUUGAAGUGGGAAAAGCCUGUGUGAAUUGUUGAAUGUUUUCAUGAACAGUUAGCCUAUUUGUACCAUAACUACCCUAAAAGAGGCACAACUAUGAAUUUGAAGUUGAACUGAGACAUCUGUGUACUGCAUGCAAUAACCACCAGACAGGAGAUGAGAGAACUUGUAUUUUGUACAGAUAGCCUUUUAUGCUCUUGUAUUGGACAAGUUGUUUCUAAUGGUUUUAUAUGUUUCUAUUUAUGAUUACAAUCAACCCUGGCAGUGUUGACUUCAACCAAUAGCUUGAAUGGCUUUUACUAUUAUUGUCUACAACAGUUUUUACAAAUGUCUCCUGUAGAUUCCGAUUUCUGCAAUGUUGCUUUUUUGGUGACAUUCAGUUUGAAACACUUGUGUAUCUACGUUCUCUUGUUCAAUAGAGGUGACAUUGUGGACACAGUACAUUACCUUUGUUCUAGUACAAUCAUUCUUGUCCUCUUUGCUAUUACUCAAUAUUUAGGAGCUUGUUUAAAUGUAACAUAUAGCAGUUUAAUACUCAACUUAACAUGUGGUUAGAAGUUUCUCCUUUUGAGAUUGUGUCAGUAGAUCAGCUGUUUUUACUUUUUAAAAUGUCUUUACAGAUUCACCAACAUACUUUAGUCUGUUAAUAUAGUCUUUUGCUUACUACAGUGCUAACAUACAUUGGAGAAAGUAAAUUCUCCUUUCACUUACUGUAUUUAUUAACCGUUAGCAAUGAGAACCUUUGUUGCAAUGUUGGUUUCUGUUAUUCUGUUACGGUGCUUUGGAAAAAGUCAGAAUGUUUUGUUGCAAACCUGGAAUGGUAUGCCAAGGAAUAUGUUGUGUUUAGAAUAGCUUUGAAGUUGAAAACUCAGUGUUAAGAAGCUUUAGUCCUCUGAGCCAUAGACUUUUGUGAAAUGCUUUUUAAUUUAAAUAAAACAGUUUUUUGAGGCUGUG